GGGUCAACCAAUCAUUACAAUUACAGAAGCGGAACAAGAAUGCACCACUGCACCAGUAACAGUCAGCAACCUUUUGAAGUACUGUAGAAGGUUACGCUUGUAAUUUUUAGAUUGAACCAUGGAGAAAUAAAACACACUGCCAAUCGAUUCUACAGACAUGAGACAGACGAGUGUUAGUUUGUGUAACUUAGCGUUGCAACACAGUUGAAAAUCAUGCGGUUAUACACCCGGCGGUAGUAUGGUUUUGCAGUAAUCUAAUUUCAGUGCGCUGUUUUCUUAAGACAAUCCCCAAAAUAAUCAUGCAGUACUUCUAACUCCGGACGCUACAUAUGGCGUGGACAUCUCACAGUAACGUAAAUCAUUUUAAAAAGGCCGUGCAUGUUAGAAGAGUUUUAGAUUGUCGUAAGUGAUCAUUCGGUUAGUUUCUUUAGGGGGGUGAAAAUUGAUACCCUUUACUUUCUAUACAACGUCUUUUUUCACUUGCAAAGAAAAUGGGGUUUGCAUGCAGCUUUUACACAUGCCAAAGAUCUUUGCAAGAAAUUCUUACAGACAAAAAUGUCAUGAUAGGAAUAAAAAAACACACCAAAUGAUUAGAUUACAAUUACUUCUCGAAACCUUAAGUUCCAGCAUAGUGUUGCUAUGCUUUGUGUACACUGGUUGUCCCAAAUUCACGUUGCUUUGUUUCUGAACCUGUAGUCUUCAUACCGUAACAACCUGCAUCAUUUUACAUACAAAUAUGUCGAAGCACUGAAAAACAGCUGGCUUUCCAUACACGGAAAUGAUCCCUGUACAUUGAUUUUGCGAAAAAUAAAUCGAAACAAGUAGCCGGGCCCAGUAUGUUUCUCCGAAUACCAGUCUUGCGGAACGUAAAGCAUUCCUGUGUUUAGAGUUGUGUUGUCAGUGCUGUGCUGAAUAAACUUUGCAAAUUCAAUUUCUGUACACCUUCAUUGAACUUUGGUCUGGCCAAGAUAUAAAAUGUACACCCCCCUUGCUUUGUGAAUUAGAACUUCGGCGCAACAGUCACGGGAUCAGUUUUUUCGGCAAUGCAAAUCUUACUUUACACCAACUGGCUCAACACUGUCGAGCAGAUAUGCAACUAACAAAUUACAUCCAUUUUUGUAAUAUGUAAGACACAAUGAAAAAGUGAUCUUCAGACCGCCCACUCAACUUUUGAUCGACGUUGUCAAUAUAAAUCCGUGGUCUAUUAUUGAAUGGUCGCGCGACAGUCCACUCUCAAAAUCACGCCCCAAUUUAACGUCUGACUUGAAUGGCCCCUACCUUGGCAUAACUUAGUACCUCACGAGCGUGUGGCAUAUACAUGCAUGUACAACCGUUCCCGCACGGACGAAGUUGCUGGCCUUGUGGCUGUUCUGCGAAUUUUGCAGCCAGGUGCUCUGAACUCAAAAUUGAAAGACUACGAAAGACGAAUAAGUUUGCUCGAGAACCGAAUUGUGGAGCUGGGGUUGGUGCUCAAGAAGACACAGGCAAGACUGCAUGAACGUGAGCAGAUACCCCCACCUUUCUUCGAUAGGCCUGAACUUGAUCCAAACUCAUUGUCCAGUGAUAUUCCACUUAAUCCUGCAACAACUGAGGAAAGUGAUGAAUGGAUCAAAGAAGCCUCAAAUGCAAAGGGUGAUGCUUCCAUCUUGGGAGAAAGCGUCAGCGUACAACCCCAUAUCGUGGUCAACUCAAAGCAAGAUUAUCAACAUGGUUUCAAUGCGCGCUGGUUGCGCUCACCCAGCCGUCGACGUCAGCGAGAAAGACCGGACAGAGAAUCAAAGCAGUGCCCGCGGAGAUGUAAAGGUGCAAAAGGGGAAAAGGGGGACGUAGGUCCAGUGUCUUAUGGCGGUGAAAAGGGAGAAAAAGGAGAGAGAGGACCACCCGGAGAAUGUGAAUGUCAUUGGCCAACAACUGAACCGGAAACAACCUAUACAACGACCCCAUCUCUUACUCCGCAGGGACCCUGGGUACCUCACUGGUCUGAUGCCCGACCAGCAGCAUUACUUGCCGCUCAUUUUGAGGGAGGUAGACUUGCCACCAUCAAUACUGGUGAAAGGCGGGAUCCGAUAAACAGGGGAUAUGUCGACUUAAGUGAAAUCGAUGGUGGUUGGGUUCCAUACUGGAGAUAUGCUCAGUGGAUGGAUGAUGGAAUCAGGAACAAGUUUAUAUUGCAUCGCCGUGGCAAUGUCACUGUGGUAGAGGGAGGAAUCUACUAUGUUUACAGUCAGAUGCUGUAUUACGACCCGAGUGUGUUCAUGGGCCAUAGUUUGUACAUAGGAGGCCAGAAACGCUUCAGUUGCACCGAAUGCACAAUAGAUCGUGAUCGUAAGUUUAACACUUGCUACAUAGGUGGCUUAGUGCAAAUCAAUCCAGGAGAGGUGGUUGGAGUUAAAGUGUCAUAUGCAAAUAGAGUCAUUAACUUGAACCCCGAUAGUACGCAUUUUGGGAUGAUAAGACUUUCUUAAAGUAAACAAUUAGUUAAUGCUGUGAUACUGAAUACAUGGUUCGAGGGAAUUCAUGAAAGGCGAAUACAUUAAAAGAUUUGUUUGGCAUUACACAACCCGUUAUAGCGAUAAAAGUAGUCCCAUAUGAAAUAACUAACGUGGUAGGCUGUAGAAUCUAGGUUUGACGAUACACUUAUGCAUGCACACCAAUUUCUAAACUACAUUUCUUCAUUAAUUAACCAAUAGAGGUUUUGCGUGGUAGCCAUCUUGCAGGGCAGUUCAUUUGUUUUGUGCAUACCCUGUGGAACAAAAGCUCUGGCAUGUAAGAUGUCAACCAUACAAACCUUCAAUAUCAUAAAGUGACAUUUUUGUCCCGAAAUAUUGAAGGACAUACUUUGUACAUUUAUUUAUGUACUCGGUAUAUUUUGCGUAUCUCUGAAAGUCUUUAGGUUUUUCACAAGUAUUGCUAAUCGAUAUUUGUGGAUUUUACCGUUGAAGAUUGGGGGAAUCAGAACAUGACCAUACUCAGAGUGAGGUCCGUGGUUGAAAUAAUUAUUGAUUAAUGGAUACUUUUUGCAAGAGACGUAGCUUGUCAUUUACAGCAAUCGUUGGGCUAAUCACACAUUUCUACUCAUGCUAGUUAAUGCCAUUUUAGAUGAUCAGUGAUUGCGUUGUAUAUCAUGUAAACGCAAUACAACCUUUGCAAACAACAUUGGAACUCGAUUUAAUUAGAUAAGUCUACUGAAAAUGUUUAGGUUAUUGAAAAAUGGAGAUGACUAUAUUAACAGUUCAAAAGAACCCGUGACGUGAACUCUUUCAUUCGUCCGUAAUUCCUCGGUGUCUAUAAGAUAGUCACGGUAUUAAAUCUGGAGAGUGUACACUGAAUUCACUUCUCAAUGAGCUAUACUUGCUCUGCGAUUUAAUUGGCUGUUAUACGGCCGAUCUUGUUUAAACCUUCCAAAGUGAAAAGUGUUUCUCGCAGGUUGCAGAAAAUAAAGUUUUAUAAAGAGCAAGGGUCAGGAUGCAAAUAUUCAAAAUAACUGAUUCAAAACACAACUCAUGCAGUGAGCAACUUUAUAGCUCAAGAGUGCAGCAUUGAAAUAAAAUUUAAUAGAAUGAGACUUGGGUAAAAUUUUCCUAAUUUAAGAGUAAAAAGCGAAAGGUUGUCACAUGGGUAAACGUUUUACCGAAAUUUGUCGUGCAAAUCUGUUGCACAAAAAUGGGUGAAAUGUUACACUGAAAAUAGUGAGUUCUUUUUAUGAUUUUGCUGUUGUGAAAAAAAACCAGAAGUGCAUGGACGAGUAUGUUCAAAGGGUUGUAAUUUUAUAUCCAAUAGUGGGUAAUUAGUUUUUAAGAGUGUACCAAGCAUAAGUGCUCGUUACGUCAUUUUUACGUUCACUUAUAUAUACAGUUGUACUGUGUGUUGUGUAUAAUUGUAGAGGUUUUAAUAUUUUAACCCUACUUUUAAACUUGGUUAUCCCUUCGAUUAACCGAAUUUGCUCUUUCAAAUGAGGGAAUCGCUUUUUAUUUCUGUGGUUCUCUUUUCUCUUUGAAGUAGGGGAGACCUUUCCCAAAAAAUGAAAAUCUAAAGAAAAUGAAGUUACACAGGCAUACACAUGACUAAAUGAACCUAUGCAAGUGUGUAUUGUCUCUUUUUUUAUUGUGCGUUUACCUUAGGUUGAUAUCCUCCAAACGCAGUAAUAAAGCCAUCUUCGGUAAUUUGA
Molecule: messenger RNA, 4168 nt
Organism: Acanthaster planci (crown-of-thorns starfish)
Lineage: Eukaryota; Metazoa; Echinodermata; Asteroidea; Valvatida; Acanthasteridae
Biological process (GO): immune response
Cellular component (GO): membrane
Molecular function (GO): tumor necrosis factor receptor binding; receptor ligand activity
Source: RefSeq, a predicted model, not a curated record